UUUUAAUUUAAUCUAUUUGUGUGAUAGAAUGCACUGAUUUAGCACCCCGUACAUCCGUUCUACUGGAGUAGCGUGCGCUAAACGUAGCAUGAAAGAGCUGAUUUUCUAUUACGAUGUUGUUUGUCCGUUUGCGUUCAUAGCUAGCCGUCUCGUCGAGGGUCUUGCUCGUCGAACCAACGCAACUCUACAAUGGAGACCGGUGUUGCUAGGAGGCUUGUACGAGGGAACAAAAGCUCCGCAAGGAAAAGACGGGUCGGCUACUGAUGUAAUGUCUGCUGCUAAACGUCAGAUUGUAAAUGAAGAUCUUAUUCGAACAAUGAAGAGACAUGGGAUCGUUGCUUCUUUUCCAUCUGGUCAUCCAGUGCAGAGUUUGAAGGCAAUGCGACUCCUUUCGGCGACGGAUUUCGAUGGACAUACAAGAGUGCAGCUUACUCAUCAGCUGUACAAGUCAUACUGGGUUGACAACAAAGACAUUACAGACAGUCAUUUUUUGCAGUCAGUUGUUGCCGACAUUGGCUGGCAUGUCGAUGUCGAUGAAGUAACAGGAAAACAAUCUGUCAAAGACGAGUUAAGAAGAAACACAGACGAGGCCCUAAAGCAUGGAGCAUUUGGUGUACCAAGUUUUUGCGUCAAUAAUCGUUUAUACUUUGGAGUUGACAGAAUGCACUUUGUUGAGCAAGAAUUAAAUGGCAACAAGGUUGCAAUGCCACGUAUGGUGAUGCCACCUGCACCUGGUGUGCCACCUCUAGAAGCCAAACUGACAAUAUUUCAUGAUUUUUCAAGCCCGUGGAGCUAUCUGGGAAGCCAACAGAUAAGAAAUCUGGUUGAUACUGUUUCACCCGUAAGAGUUACUGUUGAGUGGGUUCCUAUUCUACUCGGUGCACUAUUCAAGGAAACUGGAACGCCGUUGGUUCCAUUGGCUGUUGCUUCACCUGCCAAGGUGGCCUAUGGUCAGCUAGAUAUUCAAGACUGGGCUCGGUAUGGUGGAAAUAUCUCGAUUCGGUGGCCAUCAAACUUUCCGCUUAGAACUGUGACUCCACUGCGAGUUUCCAUAGCAGAGCCAAGUGACAAGCUUCGAGAUGCAAUAUAUCAAGCAGCAUGGGCAGAUGACAAGAAUAUUGCUGAUGUCAAGGUGUUAACGUCAGUUCUCGAAAGUGCAGGCUUUGAUGGCCAACACUUAAUCAGUGUUGCUGGCAGAGCUGAUGUGAAGGAGCAGCUGAAGAUCAACACGUCGAGAGCUGUAGCUGCUGGUGCGUGUGGUGUUCCCAGUUAUAUGGUGAAUGAUGGGCCUACAGUUAUUUGGGGCCAGGACAGGUUGAAUGUCGUGGCAGAUAUGCUUUGUGGAUGGAAAGAUGAAGACAUUUCUACAGCAAAACUUUGAUAGAGUUGCUUUUCAGCUGAAUUAUCUAUGCUACCUUUUUAGGUUGUUGUUAGAGUCUACUCUGCUGUCACCCAUGGCCACAGUAGCACUCGAAUACAUCAUUUGCUAGUAGUUUAGUUUUAAAUCUUAGAUUGAUUUUUGUUAUUUGCACAUCAGUUGCAUUGCUAUGUGACUUAAAAUUGGAGAAACAAUUUGUGACUUAUGAUCUGCAGGUACAAUUUGUGUA
This is a messenger RNA of Corticium candelabrum, 1607 nucleotides long. RefSeq lists its product as uncharacterized. Gene Ontology annotation, biological process: naphthalene catabolic process; glutathione metabolic process. Bases 89 to 1381 code for a protein of 430 amino acids. The record is from RefSeq and is a predicted model, not a curated record. NCBI's taxonomy places the organism in Eukaryota, Metazoa, Porifera, Homoscleromorpha, Homosclerophorida, Plakinidae. The transcript has 9 exons. Gene Ontology annotation, cellular component: peroxisome; mitochondrion. Gene Ontology annotation, molecular function: glutathione transferase activity; glutathione peroxidase activity; 2-hydroxychromene-2-carboxylate isomerase activity.